Molecule: messenger RNA, 262 nt
Organism: Entrophospora candida
Lineage: Eukaryota; Fungi; Glomeromycota; Glomeromycetes; Entrophosporales; Entrophosporaceae
Source: the annotation of a GenBank genome assembly
AUGACAACCAGAUCACGUAGUUCCUCAGCAAUAAAUCCUUCGUCCUCUUCAUCGCCAUCAGAUUCGCCGAUUACAUCAACAACUAAUGCACAAAAUAGCAAUUCUGAAUUAAAUGUAAAUACUUCCCCUUUUAAAAUUCCAACACAAAUGACUAAAUCAUCUGGACCAAGCCUUCAUCAAAAAUACAAAGAUCUUUUGAUUUUUGAGGAGAGAUUAAAACAAAAUUUAAGGCAUUUACAAAAACGAAGUAUUAAAUAUGAAG